Tuber melanosporum (Perigord truffle) is the source of this 1528-nucleotide messenger RNA. RefSeq lists its product as uncharacterized. Gene Ontology annotation, cellular component: mitochondrion; L-cysteine desulfurase complex. The coding region runs from base 299 to 1528 and encodes 409 amino acids. Gene Ontology annotation, biological process: iron-sulfur cluster assembly. The record is from RefSeq and is a predicted model, not a curated record. Lineage: Eukaryota; Fungi; Ascomycota; Pezizomycetes; Pezizales; Tuberaceae. The transcript is spliced from 6 exons.
GCGGGGUGCGGACCGGGGAUCGUUUUCCCCAAUUUUUUCACUUUGUUAGGGAUUGGGGUUGGGUUAACUUGGUUUGGAGGGGCAAUAUUAGUGGGGCUGUGCGGGGCACAAAACCUGAUAGGGGUUGAGAAAGCCUCGUUCCUUCUUCCACUUCCCCUUUAUCUGUUCCUGGAAAGAAAGUGAGCGCAGAUACCGGUGGUGUAAUACUGUAUCUCUUGGCGUUGUGUGGGGAUCUCAUCUGGUUUCCGCAAAAACAACCCUGCUCGGCAUCAUCGCUGUUCAUCGGUGGUGUUCUAUUAUGGCUGAUACGGCAUUUCAAGCUAGGUCUUUGUACCGCAAUCUUCUCCGCUUCUCCGAUCGUUUUUCCUCAUACAACUUCCGUGAGUACGCGAGGCGAAGGACUAGGGAUGUCUUCCGGGAACACAAGAACGUUGAGGAUCCGAGGAAAAUCCAGGAGCUUAUGCAGAAGGGAUUGAAGGAGCUUCAGGUGUUAAAGAGACAGACCAUGAUUAGCCAGUUCUUCCAGAUGGAUAGAUUGGUCGUCGAGGGCGGUGCUUUGAAGGGUAGAAGGGGAGGCAUUAAGAAAGGAAAAAUGCCAGCACGCAUCUCCUUUUACCGGCCAAACGGCCAAUCCCGCCGCCAAGCACGCUCCGCACACGACCACGACGUCUUUGAGGGGCUGCCAGUCCGCCGGUGGUCCCGACAAUGGGUUCACGUCGGUAAAUCUGCACCCCUGCCCCCUCCCGAACCAGAGCUCCCCCUACCAAAAGAAACCCACCUCCUUCCGCCCAUGUCACAGGCACUCCUCCAAGCUGCGAGAUCGAGUUCGCAGGGCAAACCCGCCGCCAAACCAGCCCACAUCCCGGGACAACAACUCUUCCAGACAAAACGCUGGAUGCAGACCCCGCGUCACUUGGAACCCCCUGAGCCCGUGUACCUUGCCAAGCCGCUCGGUGGGAAGCGCAAGAGGACGGAAGUCGAGCCCCCACCACCACCCGUUGUCGCGCCCGUUAGACGUCGUGUCCCGCCCCCGAAGAGGAAGGCGAAACCUCGGGGUAGAAGGCCAGGUUAUCGGAAGACCGUGACCUUUGCUGCUGAGGGAAAUACCGAAGGCGCUCCCGAAACUGGGGCGAUCACAAUUGACCCCGCGCCGGUUGUAGAAGCGCCACCGGUCCCUCCAGUUACUACCGUUGAAGUCCAGGAAGUUGUUCAGAUCGCAGCGCCGACGGCGCUGGCUCUGGAGAAAAAGAAGGGACCCAAGGGAAAGAAAAAGGGACUAGGCAAGAAAAAGGACGCUUCCGGGAAGAAGCUGAAAAAGCCGAAGGGUAUCGUCGGCAUAAGCACUCCUGGGAAGGGAAAAAAAAAGGUUAAAGUUGUGGCAACACCUACAGCCUCAGCUCCAGUAACCGCGACCACCAACGAUGGUGAUGGUGAUACCUCCAUGGGUGGUACCGAGGCUCCCGCAAUCGAACAUGUCACCCCUGCCAAUGCGAUUCUGAACGACCAGAACUCGACUCCCAAAUUUUGA